Coffea eugenioides is the source of this 4388-nucleotide messenger RNA. RefSeq names its product putative disease resistance protein RGA4. Lineage: Eukaryota; Viridiplantae; Streptophyta; Magnoliopsida; Gentianales; Rubiaceae. The transcript is spliced from 3 exons. The coding region runs from base 51 to 3233 and encodes 1060 amino acids. The record is from RefSeq and is a predicted model, not a curated record. Gene Ontology annotation, molecular function: ADP binding. Gene Ontology annotation, biological process: defense response to other organism.
AGUUGUUGGCCGAAUCUGAAAGUGUUAUUUCAGUCAUUCCCAUAACUGGCAUGGGUGGUUUAGGCAAAACAACUCUGGCUAAAGCCGUUUAUAAAAAUGAACAAAUUGUUGGACAUUUUGACCAAACAAUGUGGGUUUGUGUGGCUGAAAAAGUAGAUAGAAUCGAGGUGGUCUUCAAAAUGAUUCUUGAAUCGUUAAUAGGAGGAAGGGUUGAAGUGGAUCGUAGGGAGGAAAUAGUUAAAAAAAUUCAAGAUGAACUCAAGGAAAAAAGAUAUUUCCUUGUUCUUGAUGAUUUGUGGAAUGAUCAAGAAGUAUUGUUGGAUGACUUUUUCAGCACUUUGGCGGGACUCAAUGCGAAGAAAGGGAGCUGGUGUCUUGUUACUUCUCGUCUGCAAGAAGUGGCAACUAUUCUGUCUAGACAUCCGCAGAUCAAUUUUACUCGCCAUGAGCUGGGAAGGCUAUGCGAGGAUGAUUGCUGGUCUAUCAUGAAAAAAUGGGCAAAUGUAGGGGAAGAAUUACCAAAAGAAUUGGAAGACAUGAGGGAGCAAGUUUUAAGAAGAUGUGACGGUCUACCUCUGGCAGCAAAGUUAAUCGGAGGUUUGUUAUCUAAAAAGAGAAAAGAGGAGUGGCUAUCUAUUUUGGAGGAGAGCCUCUUGAAUGGAGAUCAGGGUGGGAUUGAGCAAAUAAUUAAGGUGAGUUUUGAUCAUCUGUCACCUGCACCGGUUAAGAAAUGCUUUGCAUAUUGCUCAAUUUUUUAUCAAGAUACUGAAUUGGAACAAGAUCGACUAGUUGAGCUUUGGAUGGCUGAAGGCUUUCUUCAACCGGAUUCCCAAAAUGAAAGAACGAUGGAGGGAAUAGGAUAUGAGUAUCUGAGAACUUUGCUGCAAACUUCCUUAUUGGAAGAAGUAAAAGAGGAGAGUAGAACAUGGUAUAAAAUGCAUGAUCUUGUGCAUGAUUUUGCAAAAUCAAUUUUGAAUCGUAGCAGCAGCAAUCAGGACCGCUACCUUGCAGUAUACUCAUCCGAAAGAAUGGUAGAAAACAUGAACGAAAAAAAAUCAGCAUCGCUUCGCACAUUAUUUCUGGAGGGUGGCAUAGCUGAUGAUAUGUUAUCAAAGUUCAAAUACUUGCAUGUCCUAAAAUUGUUUGGAGCAGAUGUCGAAGAGUUGCCGACCUCCAUUGGCAAACUAAUACAUUUACACUUACUUGACAUUUCAGAGUCUUGGAUUAGAACUUUGCCAGAAUCUCUUUGCAAACUUUAUAGUUUGCAAACACUGAGAAUUGGCAUGUUUGUAGACGGUUUUCCAAAGGAGAUGAGCAAUUUGAUUAGCAUGAGACAUCUUCACUCUCAUAAUGAUUAUACAGGACGCGGAAUCCAAAUGCCAUCCGGGAUUGGACGAUGGAUUUGUCUUCAAACGUUAAAGUUCUUUAACAUAGGUCGUCAAAAGGAAGGUCGUGGUAUCCAAGAACUUGGACCCUUGCAAGAUCUUAAAGGCUCCUUGGAGAUCAGAAAUCUUGAAUUAGUAAAUGGCAAAGAUGAUGCUGAACUGGCGAACCUAUCUAAAAAGCCAAAUCUGUAUCGGUUGGUAUAUGAGUGGGGCAAUAGGGAUUGGGGAAGUGAUAAAUGUGAUGAAGAUGUGUUGGAAGGCCUCCAACCUCAACCAAAUUUAAAAGAGUUACAAAUUUUGAAGUUCAUGGGUGAUCAGUUUCCACAAUGGUUCAUGAAUUUGACAUCACUGGUGGAGUUGCAGGUGGCGAAUUGCACAAGAUGCAGAAAACUCCCUGCGCUAGGACAGCUGCCAUUCCUCAAGGGCCUCUAUCUGACUGGAUUGGAAAACAUAAGAAGCAUUGGGCUUUCAUUCUACAGUACAAGUGCUGAGGACGACGGCGUAUCAGGAGGUUCAAGCACUAUUAGCAGACAAACAUUCUUUCCAGCCCUUAAAAUUCUCUCUCUUGAAAGCAUGAAAAAUUUGAAAGAGUGGAAGGACGCACUCGAGAUGAUGUCAACCGCAGGUGGAGUACAUGUGAUGGAUGUGUUUCCCGUGCUUGAAAAGUUGUCUAUUAGUGAUUGCCCCCAGCUGACCACCAUUCCAACUCCAAGUCGCUUCCCAAGUCUUGAUGUAUUGGAAAUCAAAGAGAAUUGUCAUGUUUUGCUGGCAGAAAAGGUUUUGAGCAAUAUAACCACACUCUCGUCCCUUGAAUUAAGUGGUAGUAGUUAUCAACGCAUGGAGUCUCUAAAAUUAGUGAGACGACCAGAGAGCUUGAGUAUUGAAGGCUGUAAUAGUCUACCCACUGACAUGCUUGAGCGACUCUGUCUUUUUCCAACUCUUCAGCGUGUAGAAUUGAGGGAUGCCGACAAUAUAACAACAUUAAGAGGAAUGAGUUGCGCCGCUUGUCUUGAGAGAUUGGAAGUCACUUUUUGUUGGAAUUUACGGGAGUUGCCAGAAGAUCUGUAUCAAUUUCAAGUUUUAGAGCACUUGGAGAUACGGGGUUGCCCGAGAAUUGAUUCAUUUGGAUAUCCAAAUCCUAAAAAUUCAUUUGGACAGAAAGGCCUCCUUAAGUCUCUUGAGCAAUUUACUGUUUCUUGGUGCGAUGAGUUAACAAGAUUACCAGUGGAGAUGUUCGAGUCGUGUACGUCUCUCCGACAGCUGAGUCUGUUCCUGUGCCGCAGUCUGGUCUCCUUUCCCCUUGAUUUGCGACGAACCCCUUCUCUCGAGAGCUUCAUUUUACGGGGGUGUCCCAACUUGAUUGCUGAGAUGCCUAGUGGAUUUGGCUAUCUUACCAGCUUAAGGGAAGUGGACAUUGGUCCCUUCUCACAUGACUCUGCAAGCGAAUUUGAUUGGGCUGGAUUAGCAUCUUCAUCAUCACUCCGACACGUGUCUUUGCUUGGAAUGCGUGACACGAAAUCUCUGCCACAUCAGCUUCAAGACUCGACUACCAUCACAUCACUAUCUCUACUUGGCUUCAGAGCAAUCAAAGCCUUACCAGAUUGGCUUGGGAACCUUGCGUCUCUUGAAGACCUAAUCCUAGAGGGUUGCCUAAAGCUUGAAUAUUUACCCUCCGUAGAUGCCAUGGAACGCCUCAAAUUAAGACGUCUGAGAAUUCGUGGUUGUCCUCUAUUAGAACGAAGAUGCACUCCUGAAAGCGGCUCCGAGUGGCCCAAGAUCUCUAAUAUUCCAGAGCGUGUUGUUGUUCCGGACACAAGUGACAGUGAAGCAGCUUAUGAAACAUUGUGAAAGGCUCAAAAGUGUGCUCAAGGCAGAGUCAGCCUGGAACCUCUAAAGCAUCUUAUUGCACUUUUCGCAUUCUCCAACUGCAACAUCAGGCUGUGAUUUCCCAUCAUUUUUGAAGAAAGAUGAGUGGCUUGUGCCAGGCUUGUAGAAAGUACUAUGGUUGGAGAAUAAUUAAAGGGGAGCAUGGUAGCUGGUACUGGAGAGCUAUCAACGUACAAGACUUGCUUGAAGAAAACUGGGCGUACUGAUACUUUAAUUCCAGAGGUGACAACAUUUGAUGGAAAGAAGUUAGACAUUGUAGACAGCAUUGGUGAUCAUUUGGACGACAUAAACGAAGCAUGCGAUUGCAGUGUCAGUCGUUCAUUUGGAUGGAAUCAGUUCAAAGUUUUGGUGCUGCAAUUGCAGCGGCAAAAAUUUAUACCUUUCCACUCAAGAACAAGAGAGACUCAUUAUACAACUGUGCUGACAGUUAGUCAUUCCAGGAAGCAGACAUCAUCUCGUUGGAAAAAGAACAACAUGGUUCCCUGUCGUUUUUGUGAGAAUGUCAAAAGGAAGAAAUUACUGUCACUCGGCAGGCAAGUUUCGCAGAUGAAGAUGGUCAUCAAUUAUAGUUAUUUUGCUCAUUAAUUUGCACUAGCAUUGAUGGAGGCUUCUCAAACAUCAUGUAGAAAAACUGAAAGUGUUAUGGUUCUGUAGUGCUCGGAAUGCAGAAAUGAAGGCAAUGAUUUGGCUAAACUUUUUGUUAGCCUGUUUCGAUUUUUUUUUUCCUUAUCUAUCUUCUGGAAAUGUAAUUUGGUUCAGAAGAAGAGAAGAUUUGAUGAUGGAAGCUAGAUGUUGAAGAUAGCAGUAACAGUCAUUGGGAAAGCAAAAGCAAAGCAUGUAGUGGGAUGGCAGAAAUUCAAAGAUUAUGUGCUGCAAGAAUAUGUAUUCACAUGCAAGGGUUUCUAAGCCCUCGUUCAAAGGUUCAAGGAAGCACUGCCGCUAGAUCAUGCAAUGCCUUUCUCAAUUGGACAAUGGACUAUACAUUUCCACCCAAAAAUAAGAGAGAUUCAUGAUGCACUUGUGCUAACAGUUGAUUAUUCCAGGUGUUGAAUUUGUCAAGGUAAACUAACAUACAUUUACCAUAACACCUUGUUGGGUUUUAACUUAUUUUUUUUA